CUGCACAAUUUUCAGCAUGACUCGAGCGCAUCGGCCAUGUUUAAUUGAAACAACUUUCUUUCUGGUUGCCUAUUUACAGCUCUCAAUCAGCACCCCUCCCACGCCAAUCUCUGUCCGACCUGUAUCCUCAAAAGAUGUUCCUUUGGGCGAGGUAGCCAAAUUCAACUUUCAUGAAUUUGGGGAUCUCGUAACCAGAGACUCAAGCCACUUGGGUGCAAAUAAAGUUAGCACUUGGAUCGAAUUUGGGAACACCAGUCAUCGGUUGAAUAAUGAUAUAUUUUACGAGAGGAGUGGGCCUAAUUCAGGUGAAGGGUCCAAACAUGGCACACUGGGACCAAUCAUAUCGGGUAGGGUGAAGCAGGAAGAGGGGGAGCAAUUGGAUCAUUUUAAACCCGGAUUGCCAGUGGCUCGUGAUGGAGAAAUUACCCCAUUUGACACCAAAGCUGUUUUGGUUUCCGGGAAGCGCUCGAGAGAAGUUCGGACCAGAAAAAUCGAAAUCAAACCGGAACAAAAAUCAAUGGGAGAAGAUCUGAAAGCCGAAAAAUAUGACAAGGAGCCUCUUACUCUUAGUUCUGUAGAUCAGCGCCACAAGCUACUUAGAUGUGCAGUUGACCAUAAACCAGGAGACUUUGAGAUUAUCAUUUUAGAUUCAAAAUGGGAUCCACUGCUUGCUUGGGCAAAGACAUCGGUCGGAAGAACCGAUGAAUCAGGAAUUAUGAAAGAUUUUAUCUUGAAUUUCGAGAAGAAACUCUGGGGCUGUUUCAUGGACUUUCCAUUUCAUAUGGAGUAG
Messenger RNA from Puccinia graminis f. sp. tritici CRL 75-36-700-3, 790 nucleotides. RefSeq lists its product as uncharacterized. Bases 17 to 790 code for a protein of 257 amino acids. The record is from RefSeq and is a predicted model, not a curated record. Lineage: Eukaryota; Fungi; Basidiomycota; Pucciniomycetes; Pucciniales; Pucciniaceae. The transcript has 3 exons.